This is a messenger RNA of Chenopodium quinoa (quinoa), 474 nucleotides long. RefSeq lists its product as uncharacterized. Gene Ontology annotation, molecular function: zinc ion binding. The coding region runs from base 1 to 474 and encodes 157 amino acids. NCBI's taxonomy places the organism in Eukaryota, Viridiplantae, Streptophyta, Magnoliopsida, Caryophyllales, Amaranthaceae. The transcript has a single exon. The record is from RefSeq and is a predicted model, not a curated record.
AUGGAAUGGAUGAGGAGGUACAUGAUGAAGAGAAACAAUGCGAAGUGGGAGGACUCCAAGGAAAUCACAAGCAACUUGACUCCAUAUGUUCGAAAGUUGUUUCAAAGGAUAAGCUAUGUGUCUAAGAAUUGCAUAAUUCAAGCUGCCAGGGAUGACACUUAUAAAGUACAGCUGAAGGAUGACCAGGUUCUAGUUGACUUGGGAAAUGGGACUUGUUCUUGCAAUCAUUGGCAGUUGACAGGCAUCCCAUGUGUUCAUGCCUUUGCAUGCAUAAUGGAUCAAAGAAGUGAUGUUGAGCAAUAUGUCCACCCCUAUUACACUAUGACCAGCUACAGAGCAGCAUAUGAGCCUGCAAUUCAACUAAUGCCAGGCCCAAAGCACUGGGAGAGAGUGAACAUGAGAGCCCCAGCCACCAGCCUUCAAAGUGCAACCUGGAAGACCAAAAUUGAAGAAAAUAAAGCCGGAGCCUGGUGA